AAUAUAAGGUUUUUUUUUAAUAAUUGGGGAAACUCAGCUGCAAGAGAGGACCUUCUUUCGAAGGAAUAGUUGUGUUGGGGCAAUGGCGUCCUCGGAGGAGAAGGAAGCUUCAAGCUCCACCCCUAAUCGGAAAGUAUCGUGCACUGCUAGCUUCGACGCGCUCUGGUUCUGCUACUCGCCGGUUCAUCAAAUGCAGCAGUAUUACAGGCUUGGCGUUCUUGACAAUUGUUCCCGCCAAUGGAAAGCCAUGGUUGAUUGCUUAAUGCUCAAGACCAAACCCGCAUCUGAAGUUCAGGAAAUUCUGGAAACUGAAGAGAAAUCAAAGUCAAAGUCACACAUCUGGACUUUUCGGACACCAGAAGAAGCUUCUUACUACUGGAAAGAACUUUAUGGUCAUUUAGACGACGAGCCUGAAUGAUGAAAAUAAAAUUGUGCAAAUAAAUGUCAUUUAGUACGUCCUGAUUUUGCCAAAUGUCAUGAUUGUGAGGAUGACACUAUUAGAGAUCAAAGAAAUCCAUACCUAGGUGAAGAACCCUGACAGUGAGUUUUAUUUUCCUUAUUGUGCAGUCAUCACUGAGUACUGCAUUUUGAAUUUUGGAUUACUUUGCACAUUGAGUUUCUAAUAAUGAUUAAAAAUUGUAGUGGCUCUUUUGAAAUACUGCAUUAGUUUUAA
This is a messenger RNA of Vigna unguiculata (cowpea), 673 nucleotides long. RefSeq lists its product as uncharacterized. The record is from RefSeq and is a predicted model, not a curated record. Lineage: Eukaryota; Viridiplantae; Streptophyta; Magnoliopsida; Fabales; Fabaceae.